AUGGCGGGCAGAAACGAACGAGUGUCAACAUACACCUCUGGCUCUGGCGAAACAGAUGGUCGAAAUGGCGAACAAAAGAAGAACCUCUGGACAUCCAUGCUGGAAUCAGUCGCUAGCGGGAAGCGCCUCCCAGAAAAGAAUCUCCUGGUGCUGGGCGGUACCCCUGAGACCCAGCGAGAGUUUAUCGAGUCACUAUCUGGUACCGAGGCGAGACGAAAUUUUGAUAGACAGAAGACGCCGCCUGUUGCGAACAAUUUCGCUUUAGGAUACACAUACUACGAUGUUUUGGACGCAGAUCAAGACGAUACGCUUGCUCGAGUAUCACUAUAUCUGCUCUCACAGCCCUCCAGCGAGUUCGCAACACUCGUCUCGCCGCUAUUAACCGCGGAGACAGUAUCCCACACAGCUAUCGUCAUCCUCCUCGACUGGUCACAACCACAUAAAUGGCUGCGUCAAAUCUGGAGCUGGAUCCAAGUGCUGGAAGAGGUCAUGGGCGGGGUGAACACCGAGGCGCGCAACGAAAUGGAGGAUGUUAUGACUUCUUGGAAGGAGCGCGGCCGUGUGGGCGCGUCGACGAACUUGGACGGAACGCCGACGGCAACAGCAACGAGUGGCGAUGGCGACGGACUGCUGCCGCUGGGUCCAGGAGAGUGGUCAGAGCCAUUGGGAUUACCACUCUGCGUAGUAUGCCAGAAUGCGCAAAAAAUGGAGUUUCUUGAAAAAAACAAGAGCUGGAAAGAGCCCGACUUUGACACCGUCUUGCAGUAUCUCCGAACCAUCCUCCUCCGACAUGGUGCAUCUCUAAUAUAUACGUCCCAAAAUACACCGUCUCAACUCCCUCUCCUCAUCCAUUCCACUCUCGGCAUCACAUCCCUCCUCAAGCGCCAACCGCUCAAACACAACGUAAUAGACCGAGACAAGAUUGUCGUCGCACCAAACUGGGACUCAUGGGGCAAGAUUCGCAUUCUGGGUGGCACUUUUGAUACCGAAUUGAUCUCUCAGGGCUGGGAAGCUGAUAUCAAGCUCCCUCCGGGAUCCGAUCCCGGCGCCGGCAACACCGACGACGAAUCCCCUACGCCGCCACAGGAGCCCAGCGCCAUAGCUCAAUACGAACAAUGGUGUCGUGACCCUAAUAGCGGCGGUCUUGCCGUCGUUGAAAGCGCAAUGUCAGACGGCCAAGCCGUCGGCGUGGAGAGUGACGACCCGCAGGACUUUCUGGAGCGACAGCUCAAGAUCCUGGAGGCAUUCAAGGCCAAGGCUCCUGAGAAGGGGGGCAGUCCCCUACCGGCAGGGAGAAGGGUCGAGUUUCCGGAGGAGAAGAGCGUGCACGAUCACAUUGGCCCAGUGCAGUUCAACAUGGGAGGUAUUCAAGUCGAUGCAGAUGACAUGCUGCAGCGCCUUAAGGAUCGCAAUGCGCAUGCUGCGCCAGACGACGAGGAAGAACAGGAAGAACUGCCGGUGGGCAACAUGGCAAAGGAAUUUGACAAUGAGCAACUACAGAAUUUCUUUAGCGGGUUGAUGAAUAGGACUGCCGGGGCGGCUGACAGCCCCCGGUCAUGA
Molecule: messenger RNA, 1560 nt
Organism: Metarhizium brunneum ARSEF 3297
Lineage: Eukaryota; Fungi; Ascomycota; Sordariomycetes; Hypocreales; Clavicipitaceae
Gene: Dync1li1
Product: Cytoplasmic dynein 1 light intermediate chain 1
Biological process (GO): microtubule-based movement; microtubule cytoskeleton organization
Cellular component (GO): meiotic spindle pole body; cytoplasmic dynein complex
Molecular function (GO): dynein heavy chain binding
Source: RefSeq, a predicted model, not a curated record